UUCUCUUCCAGGACAUUACUGUUCGGCAGUUCCAUUACAGGAUUUACGGUGGCCGCGACAGGUCAAUCCCAGUAAACCGAACUCGGUGGGCAGGAAGGCGGACGAGCCUGGAGCUGGGAUCGCCAUGGAGACCCUCUACCGAAUGCCGUUUUUGGUGCUGGAAUGCCCCAAUAUUAAACUGAAGCGGCCGAGUUGGGUGCACAUGCCCUCGGCCAUGACGGUCUACGCGCUGGUGGUGGUUUCUUACUUUCUCAUCACGGGAGGAAUAAUUUAUGAUGUGAUUGUAGAACCUCCUAGUGUUGGUUCAAUGACUGAUGAACAUGGACAUCAACGACCUGUGGCAUUCUUGGCAUACAGAGUAAAUGGGCAAUAUAUAAUGGAAGGGCUUGCAUCCAGUUUCCUCUUUACAAUGGGUGGACUUGGUUUCAUAAUACUGGAUCGUUCCAAUGCACCAAAUAUCCCAAAGCUGAAUAGAUUCCUGCUACUUUUUAUUGGAUUUGUGAGCGUCUUGUUGAGUUUUUUCAUGGCGAGAGUCUUCAUGCGAAUGAAAUUACCGGGCUACUUGAUGGGUUAAUGCCUUUUCUGAAUGCUGCAGAUUGAAGAUUGUAUUUCCUUCUCAUUAGGAAGAAGAAUGGAUAGCAACAAUACAUAGCCCCAUCAUUCCUAUCUAAAGCCACAAGAUAGAGAGAAUGAGUUAAACUAGAUAAAAGAUUGUUCUCUCAUUUUCUCCUUAUAUAAACAGGAUUUAUUGCAGGCAGCUUAACAAAUGUGUCCCUAUUGUUCUGCAGUAUUUAAAAAAGCGACAUUCUCAUGUUAUCAGACCUAAGUGUAUUAUGUCGGUGCAAUAGAAUCACAACUCUACAAUCCUAUUCCCUAUCCUUCAUGAUCAACCUCAGAGUAAUAAUUCUAUACUCUCUUGUAAUACCUUGGCUCGGUCUAUCUACCUGUGAGAGAAUCUAUUUUGAAAAUGUGAAGGUAAAAUUAACUUUUUCCAUAUUUAUAAAUAACAACAACUGGUCAGUGAUUGCCACUGUAUGUUUAGGAGUUUGAUCAAGAAAACAGAAAAGCAACUAGUUUUGUGCUCACCUUUGGAUAAGCCAACGCAGAGGACAGACAAGAUCAAGUACUUACAAGAUAUGAAAGAGAGGAGAGUUGGUGGAUUGUGGCGAAUGCCUGCCUGAGGGUGGACGCCACCUCCCUCUAGCAUUACUGGCAAUCGGUGCUUUAAAAUAUUCCAGGUAAUACAGUCUUCUAGCCACUUGCAAAGGCACUGAAAAAUAACUCUUCCUGCACAUGGAUUUGUAUCUGUGUUGUGUUAUGAAGAAAAGAUUACACUGACAUUCAUGUUAGUAGAUGAAUCUAAACAUAUGCAAAAUAAAACCCUGAAUUGUAUGAUAGUAAUUGUUUCUUUACAAUUUUUGAAAACAUUAAACAUUUUUCUAUUAAAA
This is a messenger RNA of Notechis scutatus (mainland tiger snake), 1448 nucleotides long. RefSeq names its product oligosaccharyltransferase complex non-catalytic subunit (gene OSTC). The record is from RefSeq and is a predicted model, not a curated record. NCBI's taxonomy places the organism in Eukaryota, Metazoa, Chordata, Lepidosauria, Squamata, Elapidae. Gene Ontology annotation, cellular component: oligosaccharyltransferase complex.